Molecule: messenger RNA, 5113 nt
Organism: Frankliniella occidentalis (western flower thrips)
Lineage: Eukaryota; Metazoa; Arthropoda; Insecta; Thysanoptera; Thripidae
Product: interferon regulatory factor 2-binding protein-like A
Exons: 3
Coding region: 1039-1920 (293 amino acids)
Biological process (GO): regulation of transcription by RNA polymerase II
Cellular component (GO): nucleus
Molecular function (GO): transcription corepressor activity
Source: RefSeq, a predicted model, not a curated record
CCGACGAGUGUGACUCAGGACGCGCUGCCGUGCUGUCCCGACGUGGCAACCCCGCCGCAGAGCCGGGCACAGCCCGCACCACGGCCCGCACAGCCAGCCAUAGCGGCCGGGUUCGGCGCAUGCGCGCGGGGCGCAGCGGGGCGUGGUGGCGGGGCCACCCGACCGGGGCACUUUGGCAGCGCUGCCACGCCGCCGCCAUUCCGCGUCGCGUCCGCGAACCCAGCCCGGCCCCGGCGUCCUGCAAAACACACCGAAAAGAGCUGAGCUACACGAGAAUCGACGUGAGAGUUUGGGCAGCGGCGUGGCGUAGUGACGCCUACUCCCAUCCACGCCGCCCACCCAUGGGCUCCUCUUGCUUGAUUCCACAGCUACUCUGGCACAUUUCGAAACAUGUUUUAUAUUUCAUUCAUUCCCAUUUUCCACGCACUGCGCCAUUCGCCGACACCGUAUGACCUCUGCGUAGACGUUGCAGCGGUGCCGCGUACAGUAGGGCACGCGUACAUGACACGCACCGCGCCCAGGGCGGGACGGGACGUAUGGGUUCAUUGCUUCUGCUAGAGUGCUAGAGAGUAGACGCACCUUUUUCUUUCCUUUAGCGUUAUGCGUGAAAAGCACACUCUUAGCUCCGACGAGUGGGCGGCCUAGUCGCUCUGGUGGUUACCCUUUCUUUUAUAUUCGCAUAUCUAGGAAUGUGUAUGUGGAGUUUUGUUUUUGCUAUCCCUCUCACUGUUCUGUUAGACUUAGCCUCUACAUUUCGGCGCCGGCGCGAUUAUCCCUCCGCUCUUCCUCUGCUCCAGACCUCAACCCCUAAACGCCCUCGAGAUCUUACAUCUGCACUAACGCGGCUCAUUUAAACCCGACGCGACGCAACCAGAGAGGGCAUUUGUCUUUACUCUCUCUCUCUCUUUCCUUCUCAACAACAAUAAUAAAAUACAAUUACAAUUUAUAAUAAUAACAAAAACAAACCUUAACCUAAACUGUGAGUGAGUCUGAAACAACUAAACCUUGCUUUGGCUGACAGGUUACCCCGGGGCAGGCAUGCCUCCUGGCAUCCCGAUGGCAAACGGAGGCGCGCAAGGCGCGGUGUCCCCCCUGGGCCCCAUGGGCCCCAUGGGCCCCCGCACAGGGUCCCCCCCAGGCCAACCCCAGCCUGCGCCCCCGGGCCACGCCGGCCACGCCCAGGGACCCCCCGGAGCCAGCGGACCCGUGCCACAACAGCCGGCGAACGGGCCGCCAAACGGACCCAACGGGCCCUCCCCCAUGGCCGCGCUCAUGUCGGUGACGGACAACUUGCCGCCAGGGUCGCCGCGGAGCGCGGGGGGCAGCCCUCCCGGCGUCCCCGUCGUGGGGCUGCCCGGGGUGCCCGGGGACGGCCGCGGAGCGGUGCCCCGGUCCGCCUCGAGGGGCUCGCAGCAUUCGCCCAACUCUACAGGAUCAGCGAGCGGUAGGCGGUCAUCGGGCAGCCGGCACGUGAGCUCCACAACGGUGACGUCCAGCGAGGCGCCCCAGGGCGUAGACGGAGGCCCGGGCACCCCGAGCGGCACCCCGGACCCGGCCCAGGCCCCGGGCAACCCGGCAGGACCGCCGCCCAACCCCGCCGCCAACGGAACCAACUCGUCGCCCGGGACGGGCACCCCCGCCCCCACCAGCACCACCCUCAAGUGCACCCUCUGCCAGGAGAGGCUGGAGGACACGCACUUCGUGCAGUGCCCGUCAGUGCCCCACCACAAGUUCUGCUUCCCGUGCUCACGGGAGAGCAUCAAGCGGCAGGGCGCCGGCCAGGAGGUAUAUUGUCCGAGUGGCGACAAGUGUCCCCUGGCCAACACCAACACCCCAUGGGCCUUCAUGCCGGGUGAAAUUAACACCAUCCUGGGCGAAGACUACCCCGUCAAGGUGGAAAAAACCAAGCGAGAGAGUUAGGGACACGCCUCUGGAACCUCGGCCGACACCGGGGUGGAAUUUAUUUCUUUGCCCAACCGGGCUUGUGGCGAUGAGGCUCACGGCGACGCUGUGCUCCAACUCAUGCCAAACCCUGGCCAGGAGCCUACGCCUGUCCUCUCGUCGGACGGCCCUCUCCCCGCUGCAAAUGAUGACCAGGAUGCGGCACCUUUUUAUGCUCGUCUUGAGAAUGCGUUUGAUAGAAUCGGCCCCUCUGUCCAUCUGUCGAUUUAUCUAGGCGUGAGUGGGUCUGGCCCUGAGGUUGAUUGAGAGUUCCUCGAUUUUGUUUUGAGUUGAGGGAAUCUAAUGUUAUUGUCGUCAUCAGGCAGUUUUGAAUUUUAUUGUUGCUGGUAUGGUAAUGUAAUGUGUAAAAAGAUAUGAAGUUUAAAGCCUGUGAGGACUUGCUGGAAAAGUUGUUGCCCAGAUUUUUGUAUUGUGUUACACAAUUGUACGUACCAUAGCACACAUGUCUCUCAGUGUAGCAAACAGUGCGCCUCAAAAUUAUCUAUCUAUAUUUGAGACGCUUUAACCCUCACUGAGAGGUGUCAAUCUGAAUUGAAAUAUUGAUGGUCAACUUUGUAAUAUUAUCUGUUCUGGGCUUAAUUUUAGAGGAAAGUUGAAAGUUAAUAUCAGAUCAUAAGAACAAUUUCUGUACUAUGAAUGUUGAAGUAUGUAAGUUUGUUUACACUUUAAUAGCAUUCAUCAGGCAUCCCAUAAAUCUAGUUUGACUCGUCAAUCAUAGUAUGAUAGUUAACUUUUCUUUGCAAUCAAAAAUAGUCAAUUUGAAAUAAUUUGAAAAUAGCCGAAACCAUAUACAAUACGUACUAGUAUUACCAGUCAUGCUUUGUACUGAAUGUCGGUGUGUAGAUUUUCUUUAUUAUGGUUAUCACAAAAAUCUAAUAGAGCAAUACAUGGGCUACUGUAACUUGACUCUUGCAAUCAAAAACUAAUUCCCUUCAAUUAAAUCUCAAGCAACUUUUACUUUGUGGGCAAAGCUUUUUCUGUUACUAAAGAAUUCUGUAAAUACAUUGUGUGAAUAUUUCAUAUUUGUACAUAGUUGUAUGAAAUAAUAGAUUUACAAAUUUAUGUCUUAAUUUAAAACAGAUAAUCUUGUAAAUUUGUUUUGUGCUGAAUUGUGCUUAGUUCCUUGUGGGCAUUUCUAUGCAUAUGUGUUGUGUAUAAAUACUUGUCCUAGUAUGUUAGACCACUUCGUAUCUUGUUACCUUUCUAUACUCUUUGUCAUAAUACUGAAGUGGCACUUCCAAAAUGCUCUUUUCCAUUUUGUUUUUAAUUUUUGUAUUAUUAUAAUUGUAAUUGUUAGAGGACAACAAUGGAUAUGUCCAUGUGAAAGUAAACCCCAAGGAUCUGCGCAGAGCGCUGUUUGGAAUGAGGAAAUCCCAGUCUUAAAAAACUUCCCUUGUAUGAUUAUUGUUAAAUCCUAGUCACUGAAUGCCAGGACGACGGUUGCUAUGUUGUCCCAUGUAUGGAACUCCUAAACUCGCUGGUGUGUGUUAAAACAAAACAAGUAACCCUUGUGUAGCCUAGUUGUAUGGCUUUCCAGCCGUUUAUUGUAUUAUGUAUUAAAAUGUAUAGAAGCAAUUAGAAAAAUCCCAUUUGCUGCUGCCAAAAAGUGGUCAUAGACUUGUGGACAUCAUUAUAGAUAUAUAUAGCAAAUGCUGACUAGAUUUGAAUUCAAGCUAUAAUCUCUUUAUUUGAAGUGUACCUUAAGUUACAUUUGCAAUUUCAGUCCAUACAAUCACAUGUCUUUUACAUUACCAAUUUAGAUUCUUUCUUUUUUUUUUUUUUUUUUUUUUUGAGCAAAUCUGCUGUUUGCGUCUGUUUACCUAAUUUUGUUCUCAUUUUACCAAGUCACCCCUUACCAAUAUUAUGGCUUAGCUUACUUAUUGAAAGUGAAGCUUGUUUAUCAAUUGAUAUUCAAAUUCCUUUUUUAAGCCAUGGGGGAGUUGUGGAAAUUGAAACUAAGAUCACUCCUCUUGUGAUAAUACCUGCAGCUUAUCAGAGGCGAUACCUAAUAACAUUCAUUUUAUCUAAUUUGCUUCAUCCUCAUUCUGUGUAUUACAAGUAGUAGAGUACUCACAAAUUUAGCUAUGAAGAAUAAUUUGUCAGUGUUUUGUCUUAUUAUGAACAUGUUUUUUAGUAUUUGUUAUACUAAUCAGUUGGCAUAAAAUAAUUUGAAGAUUAAGCUUGAGGCCCUGUCAUCCAUUUGAGUCUUUUCACCGAGAGAAAGCAAAACUCACUGGAAUUCCGUUAUGUUGAAUAUUCUGUUUUAAAAAGCUUUGGAAUAAUCAAAAUUUGUAAGGAACAUAACAAUGUUGUAUCUUGAACAAAGUACAGCAAUUGUUGCUAUGUGGAAAUUAUUCAAUGAAUACCAUUUCUUUGGUACUUAAAAUGUUCUGUCCUUGCAUGAAUGAAGAUGAUGGGAUUGAAAAUGACUGAUGAUAAUUGCUGUGAUUUUAACUUAUGGUGGCAAAUUACAAACAGAUACAAGUUACAGUUGACUUUGGCCACAACAUUUCAUUUGAGAGUCCUGACAUGAUAUAUUUAACAUAUAUGAAUAAGAAGUUUGUCAAAGGAUCUGGAAUGUGGGUGAGUGUGAGUCUGUAGUUUUGUAUUGAAAAUUACUGAUUUCUUGUGAAAAUUAUAAGAACUACUCAGUAUUUUUUUUUUGUUGGAAAUGCAUACUUGUUUUGUUAGGACAACCAUUAUUGGUUACUUUUACACUGUAUCUUUUGCGUUUGUAUAUACAUUUACAUUAUGUGUGAAUAGUCCCUUUUCUUUUCUUUUUUUAAUUUAAAAAACAAAUUAUCAUGUAACCAUGUGUGUGUGACUGUUUUUGUAAAUUGUUUCUAUUCAUAUUGAGUGCCAAUUUCUUUUGUUGAUAUUCAACAUUUUAUCUGUUACUAUUAUUUUAAUCAAAAUGUAGAUACAUAUUCAAAUGAGAGAAGCCCAAUUAUACAGUUGAAUUAAAUUGUUGGAAACUAUGGCCUGUCCUUGAUACUCAUAGUUUGAACAAACUAUACUGUAUUUCAUCUUUAUUUCCACUUGUUCUUACUGUCAUAAUUUUAUCAUACCUGCUUGUAGUUUAAUCCACUACCAUUUACACCGCAAGGUAAACAAUUGUGAAAUAAAACUUAUUUUUUGUGUUACCUGAAAA